Messenger RNA from Owenia fusiformis, 1117 nucleotides. The record is from the annotation of a GenBank genome assembly. NCBI's taxonomy places the organism in Eukaryota, Metazoa, Annelida, Polychaeta, Sabellida, Oweniidae.
CGAUGACACUGCUCUCUUUCAUAAGUGGUGUGCCGUUUUCUUGGAGAAAUAGCCCGUAUAGUACGUUGAAGCUAAAAAAUGUUCUUCAAUUUUUCACGGCUGGCAUUUAAAGUGGCCAACGAAGAUAAGCCAUGGGUAUUUACAGAAGAGGCGCAUACCCAUCGCAGGCAAGAAAUAUUAAGGAAACACCCCGAAAUAAAGAAGUUGAUGGGAUAUUCUCCUCGUAUUGCAUUCAUUGUCUUGUUUGAAUUCCUGGCACAGAUGAUUAUGUGUUGGAUCAUUUUAACGUAUAAUCCAAACUGGGUUUCGGUGGUCAUUGCCGCUUAUGUCAUUGGUGGCACUUUGAAUCAUUCACUAGGUAGCGCCAUACAUGAAAUUGGGCACAAUCUAGCGUUUGGGCAUAGACAUCCUUUGCGCAACAGAGCACUUGGAAUGUUCGCUAACCUCCCAAUGGUGGUACCUAUGUCCGUAAGUUAUAAAAUAUAUCAUUCGGACCAUCAUCGUUACUUGGGACACGAUUCCAUUGACGCUGACGUUCCAACAGUUCCCGAGACUUACCUGUUCAACAACCCUGCCACGAAAAUACUUUGGCUCUUCAUCCAUCCACUUCUCCACGGAAUCCGACCUUUUCUCAAGUCACCGAAACCAGUGACGAUUUUGGAACUCAUAAACAUUGUUGUUCAGUUCACGUUCGACUUCAUUAUAUUCUAUAUAUUCGGCCAGAAAGCGUUCUUCUAUUUGCUCUUGGGUACCUUCUUUGGGCUUGGAUUGCAUCCACUUGCCGGGCAUUUCAUAUCUGAACAUUAUCUCUUCAGUCGAGGACAAGCUACGCAUUCAUACUACGGUCCAUUGAAUCCGAUUCUGUUUAACGUUGGAUACCACGUGGAACAUCACGAUUUCCCUUACGUGCCGUACCACCUUUUGCCAGAGGUAAAGAGGUUAGCCCCAGAAUUCUACGAUCAUCUACCGUAUCAUACAUCAUGGCUGAAAGUUCUAUGGCGUUUUAUAGUCGACCCUCUUCAUGGACCGAAAUCACACGGUGUUGGACUAAAACUGAUAGCAGAUGGUUUGGAUAUUAAGAAGUAGAGCGACACUCUUGAAUCAAACAGGGAAAAAU